AUGAGUUCCUCCUCAAGUCUGUCCCUCCCGCGGCCUACAUCACCUCAGCACCUGGUUAAGCGAAGGUUGCUUCUGAUCCACAUCCAUGGCUUCGAAGGCUCGGAAGCCAGUUUCUCCGAUUUCCCAGUCCAUGUACACACCUCCCUGACUGAUCUCUUGAGCGAGUCGCACCUGAUAUACACUCGCAUAUAUCCGCGAUAUAAAUCUCGCGGCGAGAUACGCACAGCGGUUGAGAACUUUCGUGAAUGGUUGUCACCACACGUAGACGAUGAUCUCGACGUGAUCCUACUGGGCCAUAGUCUCGGGGGCAUCCUCGCAGCCGAUGUUGCUCUCCUACCCAGCACGUUAGCCUCACAAUCUUCGCAUCGCAUUCUCGGGCUGGUCAACUUUGACGUUCCAUUCCUAGGGCUGCAUCCACAUGUGAUCCCAACGGGGCUUCGCGGGCUGUGGCAGCCUAAACAAGACGCAGCCGCAAUAGUCCAGCAAGAUGCUACCCUGAGCGAUAUCGAUCUUUGUGCUGCAACGGCCGCCGCAUCGGCGGGGCCACGAUUCGACCCGCCAUUCGCCAAUGACGUGCAUCUCGUGGAGCGAGAUCGUAUUGAUGGCAUGCUUCACUUCGUCCACAAGAACCAUCACCAUCUACCACGGUCGAUCUACAAGCGCAUGGUGUCUUCGUACCGAUUCGCUGGCUGCCUCAACAACUACAGGCAGUUGCGUCGACGGUAUCGGCAACUCAUGUCUUUGGAAACGGAGGAGAGUCCGCGUCGAGUUCGUUGGAUCAAUUAUUAUACCCUCAGCACAGCCACCAUCAGAACGAAGGUCCCGCGGGAGUUGAAACACGAGAGUCAUGCACAGACCGAGCCUGCUGAUACAACAUUGGAGACGGCCUUGUUGCAGACGUGGAGUGUAUUCUCGGAAGAGCAAUCGCUGGUAGUUCCCGCAGACAAGCUGGAACUCACCACGUCCUCUUCCACCCUGGGAGGAUCGGAGGAUCCUGGUGAUGCCGAGGAUGGAAUGGUGCUGUCGACGAAGGGAAAUAGCAUGGCUGCUUCCAGCGACUCACUCAACAUCAGUCUAGAAACCUGUCAACGCAACAACGCUACGCCGACGAGAAAGGAGAGAUACACCGGCAAGCCACGCAAAUUCGUACUUUUGCCGUCACACCAUUGGAAGCACGGAGACGAUUCACUCUGGAUCCCGGUGCCGAUGGAGCAUAUGGACGAAGUCACGGCACACCAGUCAAUGUUUUUGCCCAACGGCGGGCACUAUGAUCGGCUGGUUGGUGAGGUGGUAUCGCAAGUUCAAAGUUGGAUCCAGGAAGAUCUUAGUGAGAGGGCUGUUGCAGACCGGAAACCUGGAUGCUGA
This is a messenger RNA of Aspergillus uvarum CBS 121591, 1365 nucleotides long. RefSeq lists its product as uncharacterized. The transcript is spliced from 2 exons. Bases 1 to 1365 code for a protein of 454 amino acids. Lineage: Eukaryota; Fungi; Ascomycota; Eurotiomycetes; Eurotiales; Aspergillaceae. The record is from RefSeq and is a predicted model, not a curated record.